Daldinia decipiens is the source of this 390-nucleotide messenger RNA. RefSeq lists its product as uncharacterized. The annotation marks the transcript as partial. The record is from RefSeq and is a predicted model, not a curated record. The transcript has a single exon. Lineage: Eukaryota; Fungi; Ascomycota; Sordariomycetes; Xylariales; Hypoxylaceae.
UGACUGACUGACUGACUGACUGACCGAAUCACUGAUUACCUCUUGAUAUAAUCUGAUUUGUUUGGAUUUGAUUUACUUGUAUGGGCUACGGAUUAAUGAAUGAGGACGUGGACACGGAAAUGGGUAUUGGCACGGAUUAAUGUAUAUACCAUAUUUCUCUCUCUCUCUUUCUUUCUCUCUUGCGUCUUGAGGCGUUCUUUGUUCUUUGUUUUCCCCUUCGAUUCUGUGUCUAUCUUGCUCGCCUAUUCGCAAGGCUCUGGUUAUUUUCUAGAAACUCCUGUGUCUUACAUAUGUGGUUUAUCUGAUUAGCAAGUAUUUGUUCGUAGCGUAUAUGCAGGUUGGGGUUGGGCGGUCAAGCGACAUCAGGGGAGGCUUUUUUUUUUUUUUUUU